Molecule: messenger RNA, 2268 nt
Organism: Plasmodium gaboni
Lineage: Eukaryota; Apicomplexa; Aconoidasida; Haemosporida; Plasmodiidae
Product: putative exported protein
Exons: 2
Coding region: 1-2268 (755 amino acids)
Source: RefSeq, a predicted model, not a curated record
AUGGAAUUAUUUGUAUUAGUUCGGCCAGUUUUAUUCAUAACUUUUUUUUAUAUAUUAUUAAACAUAGUACAUGACAAUCUUCUUUUGAUAAAAUUAAUGGACAGUUAUUCUUAUACAUAUUUAUGGAAUAUAUUUAAAUUUAAAAAUAGAAAAAUACUGAGCGAAUUAUCAGAAAUACAAUUGGAAGACAAUGAAAUAGAAGAUUUUAUUGUUAAGAAUAAUGUACUAUAUUCGAAUGAUUUUUUAAACAUAAUAGAUUCUUCACUUUUUGAAAAUUACGACAAUAUAAAUUUGGAAGAAUAUAUUUUAAAUUUUGAUCAUAAAAAGGAAGGACGUUCUUCAGAUGAAAAUAUCCUAAUAUGUAAAGGCGCUUUAUAUAAUCAUCAUGGUGAUAAAAAGUUAGAUAAGUUACUAGAAAUACCUCAUGAUGACGUAUCCAAUGAACUGUCGAGAAUGAUAUCUGACGAAAGUUCUGAUGGAGUACUGCAUCAAUUGAUUGAUGAGAAUUCUAAAAAGUCAUCAAGUACCUUAACUAGUGAAAUGACAGAAGAUGUAAAAGAUAAAAUUUCUGAAGAAAUAUAUGAAAAAAUUAAUGACGAAUUAUCUGAAGAAAUUUGUGAUGAAACAUUAGAAGAUAUUUACAAAAAACUUUGUCAUAUGAUCAAUGUGAGAGCAUUAAAAAAGAAAUUAAAAAAGGAUAAAGAAAAAAAGGUUGGACGUAAUAUAAAAAAAUAUUAUUCAUCAAAAAUGACACAAGAAACUUAUAAAAGAGGAUAUGAAAAAUGUAUUUCCAAGGAAGAUAUGGAAUAUGUAAUAAAUUUAAUAUUAGAAAAGAAUAAAGCAAAAUCGGCAGGUGUAAAUGUAUCAAGUAAUGUAGUAAAAGUGAAGACAAGAAAUGUGGGAAAGAAUAAAAGAGAAGAUAUAAAAGUCGUUCAGAAAAAAACUGUAAAAGGAUAUUCAAAAUGUGAAGCAGGAAAAUCGAAUGUGGAUCUAAUAAAAGGAUUAACGAAUAAAAUUUUAGAAAAAGUGCAUAAUGAUGAAAUGUUAAGGAAGAAAUCAAAAGUGGUGGUAAUAGGGAACAAUAAAAUUGAUGUGUAUAAAAAAGGUAUGGAAUAUGAAAAAGAGACACUAAAAAUAGAUUCUGAUAUAUCUAAAAUGAACUUUGAGAAAAAUUCAGAAAAAUCAAAAGAAAAGGAAGUCGAAGAUACCAAAAGGAAGAAAUUAGAACAAAAAAUUGCAUUUGAAAAUUAUAAGAAAAAGGAAGAAAGAAAAAAUUGUGAGAGGAUUAAUAAGUUAAAAGAAAAUGAAAAUAAUGAUUUUUUUUUUUUUAAUAAUGAUUAUUCGUAUUUAAAGAGAGAAGGAAUUUUAUACAGUGCAAAUGAUCAUAAUUAUAAAACGAGAUUGAAAACAAAGGAACAACGGAUUUCUGAAGAAAAAGAAAAGCAUAAUAUUACACAACCCUCAGAUUACAAAACUUUUUCUUUGAGUACAAGAAAAAAGGAAAGACCAAAUAUAAUAUUUAAAGAAAAUGAUGAAUAUGAUAAUACACCUAUAUCAAUUGUUCAAAUGAAUAAUUCUAUUAAUCCUUUAGUAUGUAGUCAUCAUAAUAAAGAAAUAUUAAAUGAAGGAAAUAAUGAAACUAACAAUUCUGAAAGGGCAUCAUUUGAUAAUAUAUAUAAUGAUAUUAGGAAGGAAGAAAAUGUUGAAUCAUUAGGUGAAUCAUUUUUAGUAUUAAACGAUAAAAGAAAUGAUGAAAGAAAUAAUGAAGGAAAUAAUAAAGGAAAUAAUGAAGGUAAUAAUGAAGAUAAUAAUGAAGGAAAUAAUAAAGGUAAUAAUGAAGGAAAUAAUGAUACUAACUAUUUUGAAAAGACAUCAAUUAAUAAUGUAUAUAAUGAUAUUAGCAAUGAACAAACGUUUCAAUUAAUAGAUGAAUCAAUUUUUGCAUUAAAUCAUGAAAUAAAUAAUGAAAGAAAUAAUGAAGAGAAUGAUGAAGGAAAUAAUAAAGGGAGUGAUGAAGGAAGUAAUAAAGGGAACGAUGAGAGAGAUAAUGAAACAAACAAUGAAGUAAAUAAUGAAGGGAAUGGUGAAAUACAUAAUGAAGACCAUGAUGAAGAAUAUGAUGAUAGUGAUUCUGAUGAUGAUGAUUAUGAAGAAUCACUUUCAUCAUCUGAUGAAUGGUGUAAUGAUGAAUCUAGUGAGGACGAAAGUGAUGAAGAAAUGUAUGAUUAUAAGGUAUCAUCUUCUGAAUUGACUAAUUUGUUGAAUUGA